AUGGACGAACAGAUACGAAAAGAAGAACCUACUUUUAGGAAAGGAUCGAAGAGAAAGAGAACGCAACACGAGUGCGAUGUUUGCGAGAAGGUGUUUCGAUAUCCAUCCAAGUUGGUCAGUCACAUGCGUACUCACACGAACGAGAGACCGUACGAAUGUGAUGUGUGCGAGAAGCGUUUUACUACAUCUGGUAAUUUGACAAACCACAUGCGUACUCACACGAACGAGAGACCGUACGAAUGUGAUGUGUGCGAGAAGCGUUUUACUACAUCUGGUAAUUUGACAAACCACAUGCGUUUUCACACGAACGAGAAACCGUUCGAAUGUGAUGUUUGUGAUGAAGCUUUUCGUCAACUUGGUCAUUUGCAAAGCCACAUGCGUAUUCACACGAACGAGAAACCGUAUGAAUGUGAUUUUUGCGAGAGACAUUUUAGUCAACUUGGUACUUUGCAAAACCACGUGCGUAUUCACACGAACGAGAAACCGUAUGAGUGUGAGGUUUGCGAGAGGUGUUUUCGUGAAUCUAGUACUUUGAAAGUCCACAUGCGUAUUCACACGAACGAGAAACCGUAUGAAUGUGAAGCUUGCGAGAUGAAGUUUCGUCAAUCUAGUAACUUUAGAAGGCACAUGCGUACUCAACAUUAG
This is a messenger RNA of Bathycoccus prasinos, 645 nucleotides long. RefSeq names its product PREDICTED: similar to Zinc finger protein 271 (Zinc finger protein 7) (HZF7) (Zinc finger protein ZNFphex133) (Epstein-Barr virus-induced zinc finger protein) (ZNF-EB) (CT-ZFP48) (Zinc finger protein. Bases 1 to 645 code for a protein of 214 amino acids. The transcript has a single exon. The record is from RefSeq and is a predicted model, not a curated record. Gene Ontology annotation, molecular function: RNA polymerase II transcription regulatory region sequence-specific DNA binding; DNA-binding transcription factor activity, RNA polymerase II-specific. Gene Ontology annotation, cellular component: nucleus. Gene Ontology annotation, biological process: regulation of transcription by RNA polymerase II. NCBI's taxonomy places the organism in Eukaryota, Viridiplantae, Chlorophyta, Mamiellophyceae, Mamiellales, Bathycoccaceae.